CGUGUCAACACCGACCGGCAUGUGACGAGUAACACCUCGUCCAUUGAAGGUUGCAUGUAGAAUAGCUGCUGCUUGCUUGACCACGAUGCAUUUGCAAAGAUUUGCAAAGGCUCCAUCAUGGACCAGUUUCACACCUGCACUGAUCGUUGUCAUGCUAGUGCUGUUUGGAGGCAUAACGGUAGUCUAUCAUAAGAAAUGUUCGGCUCCCAGUAUCUCAUCCGCUAGUGUUUCCGUGCAAUCGGCAACAUCGACUAGUGCUAGCGCACUCGCUGAUGCGGCCCCGGCGGCGAACGCUGCUGGAACACAAACUGCUGGCGAUAAGACUGCUAGCCUGUGCGAUGGGACCUGCUACACGAUGGGGAGCCUGAACACCAGCGCGCUCGCAACCGCAAAGCGCUACGUGAGCGACGCGCUAACCAACCAGUACAUCGACAACUACAAGGCCAUGGGGCUCAAGGGCGACGGCAUGGGCAGCCGCGACAGCUCCUGGGCCACCGCCCUGCUCAGCAGCAUUCAGCGGGAGGCAGGAGUUUACGGCGCGGCGGGCGAGAUCGGUGUGCACCACGGCUACUUCUGGAUGAGCGUGGCUCUGACGGCGCGUGUGGGCGAAAAGCUGUUCGCACUGGACCUGUUCGAGCGGAACCAGGACAAGAACGUGGAUGCCAGCGGCGGCGGCAACAUGGGCAUCUUCACGCACAACGCGCAGACCCUGGGCUUCCCGGUGCAGGACAUUGUGGUGGUGGAGGGCAUGUCCUCAUCCAUCACGCCCGGACAGCUCUGCAGCAAGAUCGGCUACGGGUUUCGCUUCUUGUCCAUUGAUGGCGGCCACACCAAGGAGAUCCUGCUCAAUGACAUGAAGUUCGCAGAGUGCUGCCUGGUGGAUGGAGGCAUUGCGGCCCUGGACGACUACUCCAACGCCUUCUGGCCAGGCGUGCACGAGGGCAUCGUGAGCUACUUUGACCGGCACGGCGCCAAUAGCCGCUUAGCGCCCUUCCUCCUCCAUGCAAACAAGUUGUACGUCACCACCCGCAGCCACCACAAGCGCUAUCUGGACGCAGUCACCUCGCAGGCGUUCUGGCGGAACGCCUGCCGCUCCACUGUUGCCGGCCCCGGCGUUUGCAUUGAGGCCCCCGGCGUCAACGGCGGCAAUCUGUGGAAGUUCCAGCUGGGCGGCCAUGCGCUGGCGGUGGCAGAGUUCCGAGAGUUUGACCAGGCGCAGGCGGUGGCGAUGUGGAAGGACGUCAUCGCAAAGUGCUGAUACGGUCCGGGGCGGGGCGCGCGGAGCGGCAUGUGGUCGUGUGCAGGAGCGGAGCGGCAUGCAGCACGUGGGUCAGGAGGUAGCGGCAUUUAUAAUGAUGUGUACAAAGACAGAACUGUGUCGGGAGUCGAGGUUACGGUAACUAUGGCAUACCUUAGCAAGCCCACGGCCGCAGGGGCAGGCAGGCAUAGCAGAAGCUGACAUGUUAGGCAAGGGUCUUGUGGGCGCAGUACGGGCGCAUUCAUCAAUCCAGUGCAAGCCCAUUGCACACACAUUUACAAGGAGCGUGAACCUUUACGUGACGCCAACUUUCGCACUCGCUUAUGGCGAGGGCCGCGUGGUCUGGGCUAUGUUGGCGGCUUGUGAAUGCGAAAUCACAGAGACGGGAGUCAGCGGACAGUCCGACCCCAAGGGCGCUCAGCCGCUUCGAACUUCCUACUUCUUCUUAAGAACUACCAUCCCG
Molecule: messenger RNA, 1721 nt
Organism: Chlamydomonas reinhardtii
Lineage: Eukaryota; Viridiplantae; Chlorophyta; Chlorophyceae; Chlamydomonadales; Chlamydomonadaceae
Exons: 10
Coding region: 356-1258 (300 amino acids)
Source: RefSeq, a predicted model, not a curated record